UGACCUUGCGAGGGGAGGUGGGGUGUCCCUGCGUUUCCGUGCGUGUGUGUCCCCCCACGAUGCGAAGGUGUCCCCCCCAUGCCCCCCGUGGCGGGGAGGGGCCGGCCCCGGCCCCCGCCCAACUCCCGCCCGCAGCCGGGGCCGGGCCGGUCGGUGCGGGGCGGCCAUAAAUCACGGCGGGCAGAGCCCCCGCCCCGCCGCCGCCCUCCGCCGCCGCCGCCCGGGGGAGCGGGGAGGGGGGGGGCGAGUCCCGCCGCUGCCGCCGCCCCCAGCCCCUGCAGAUGUGGCGGAGCGGCCCGGCGGCCCGGCAGCGGGGGGGCCCGCUCCGCCAAGCCCGGCUCCGCCAAGUCCCGCUCCCCGCCCUGCUCCCUGCCCGCCGCCGGCGCUGAGCCCCCGCCGCAGCGCCUGCCCUGGCACCAUGCAUUCACUGGAGGAGCCGCUGGACCUCAAGCUGAGCAUCUCCAAGCUGCGAGCCGCCCGGGAGAAACGGGGUCCCCCCGGCCCCCGACCCCGUGGUCCCCAGCGCCCAGACGCCCCGCCGGCCAGGGAUGGCCGAGGCGGGAGCCGGGGGGGUCGCCGGGCCAUGCCAGCCUCGCCGUCCCCCGGCCUCCUGGCACACGCCAGGCUGGUGGAGCCGCGGGACGGGCAUUUCGCUGCUGUGCCGGUGGUGGAUCUCAGCCUCUCGCCCCGCUCUGGCGCGGAGUCUCCAUCCGGCAGCGCCUCGCUCUCCCCCGAGCGCCAGGGCAGUGGGGACCUGCCCGGCCCCCUCACCCCCCACGAUUUCCAGUCCCUUCGCUACAUCGACGGCCUCCCCAGUUCCUUCCAGUUCUUCCUGCCGCUGGGGGCAGGGGGGGCCCUGCACCUGCCCCCCGCUGCCUUCCUGCCCCCCAGCAAAGAGAAGCGCCUCCCCCCCGAGCUGCCCCUGCCCAAGCAGCUCGUCUGCCGCUGGUCCAAGGUCCCCUCACCCCCAGCCUCCUGCCCACAGUGCAACCAGUUCUUUGACCUCCUGCAAGACCUGGUGGACCACGUCAAUGACUUCCACGUCAAACCUGAGAAGGAUGCGGGGUACUGCUGCCACUGGGAGGGCUGUGCCCGCCACGGCAGGGGCUUCAAUGCCAGGUACAAGAUGCUGAUCCACAUCCGGACGCACACCAACGAGAAGCCGCAUCGCUGCCCCACCUGCAACAAGAGCUUCUCCCGUCUGGAGAACCUGAAAAUCCACAACCGCUCACACACAGGCGAGAAGCCCUACAUCUGCCCCUACGAAGGCUGCAACAAGCGUUACUCCAACUCCAGCGACCGCUUCAAGCACACCCGUACCCACUACGUGGAGAAGCCCUACUCCUGCAAGAUGCCAGGCUGCCACAAGCGCUACACCGAUCCUAGCUCUCUCCGCAAGCACAUCAAAGCCCAUGGCCAUUUUGUCUCCCCCGAGCACCCAGAGAUGCUCAAGGUCCACCCACCUCCCAAAACGCCCCUGGGUUCGGCAGAGGUGCCCUAUGUUAAUGGGGCGCAGCUCGUGAUCCCCAGCCCUGCCACCCUCUUUGCUCCUCCAGGGUUGCCGGCAUUGCCAAUCCCUUUGGCGCCGGCACCGCUCGACCUCAGCGCCUUGGGCUGCGGGGCUGCUGGUGCCCUGCCUGCCCUGCCGGGCCCCAUCCUGCCCCUCAACGGUGGCCCCUUGAACUUGGCUAAGAGCCCACUGCUGCCCUCGCCCUUCACGGCAGGGCUGGGGCUGCCCGUCAUGUCGCUGCUGGCCGGCGGGGCCAAGGCUGAGGGGGAGAAGGGCAGUGGGGCUGAGGGGCGGCCACCCAAAACAGGCAAGGGGCCAGAGAGCCGGAAGGAGAGGGGCGAAAGGACGGAGCCAGGGCGGCCACGGGGGCCCCCUGAGAGCCUGGCACUGCUGCCGGGGGCUGUGCUUGAUCUCUCGGCCGGCGUCAGCUCGGGGGGCAGCCCCGAGGCGCUGCCGCCGGGGUGGGUGCUCAUCCCCCCAGGCUCCCUGCUGCUCAAACCUGCCACCGUGAAUUGAGGGGCUUGACGAUGCCCAGGGCCGGCUGCUGGCCAGGCGGGCAGAUCCCGCUCCCCGGGGGUGGGGGGGUAUUGCCCCCUUCUUUCCCCCCACCCCACCCAAACCCCCCAGCCCUGGCAGAGCCUUGCUCGUGCUUUUAACCAUCACGAAAGAAGAACGGACUCUUCUGAGAAAAGCAAUAAUCCCUCGGUGGCCAGAGCCAGCUGUGACCCCAUGCUGGGGGCAGCCCCAGGGUAGUGGGGGGGGGUGUGUCCCCUGCUUCCUCCCUCCCUGGUCUGGGCAGCUGGAGACGUCGCUAUUUAUUUCUUGACCAGCCCCCUGCUCUGACGGGGCCCUAGUUGGGCUCAUCUGCUGCCACCGACUCGGCGUCUCCCUGCCCAAGGCCUCGGCACUGCUGGUGCCAGUGUGGGGGGCCACAGCCCCUGCCAUGAGGACAGUGGGGUGACAGCUUGGGGACUGACUGCUCCUGCAGCCCUCAGCUGCACCCAGCUGCGCCCUCCAACCCCACCUGGCUGGUGUGGCUGCGGGCAGUGCCAUGGCCAUGGCACCUCGGCACGGUCCCUGCUGUGCCAGGCCCAGCUGGCUGGGCACACACUGGCCCGGUGUCCACCUGCAUCCCUCCCACUCCGUGGCUGCCCCCGUCCCCCUGCCGCCUCCCCGGCCCUCCCCGUGACAAGGCACACGGCCAUGUGUGCUGCUCUCCAUGCCGGCUCCGCGCCGGGGCAGAGCCACCCUGUUUAGCUACGUUCAUACCUAACCAUGUACCGCAAGCACAUGCAGGCAGCAGGCAGCGCGUGCAGGACUCCAGGUGCCAGUGGGGCCGCUGCCGGCAGCACGUUGGCACUGGCUGGCGGGGCACCUGCUCUUUGGGACACACUGGCCCUGCAACAAGGUUUCCCGGUGACCCAUUCCAUGCCACGGGGCAACGUUGGGGCAGGCAGGACGCUGCUGCAGUGCUGGGAGCAGGCAACGUGCCCAGCCUCUGUGCAGGCAGGACCCCCUUGCCCAUGGCUUUCCCCAAACCGGGGCAUGGGGGUAUGUCCAAUCCUGCCCCUUCCACGCUGGAAGGAGCCCCCAGCCCUGCGGGGAGCUGGUCUCCCUGCCCUUACCCUCCUGGGGCCAGGGCACAGCGGCUACUCAGCGCUGCCACUGUCCCAGCAUAGCCGCAGGCCACUGACCAGGCCACCCCGGCCAGCGUACGGUGUACAUCUCCUCGCUCCUUCGUCAGUUCGUUGUUGCACAUUCCAGGACAUCAGUAUUCUAACGGUCUCGAAGUGCCUUUCUAUUGUAGUUUCUGGGUUGUUUUUAUUUUCCUCCUGUUGGGCUCCAUCGCUGUUAGCGUAGCGUUUAAGGACUGCAGAAGUAAGAGAUAAGCUAACGACUAUAACACUAUAUUCCUCCGGGGGAGAGGAAGUUUAUUAAGAAAACAAUAAAGUGAAGUUGAAGUAA
Phalacrocorax carbo (great cormorant) is the source of this 3475-nucleotide messenger RNA. NCBI's taxonomy places the organism in Eukaryota, Metazoa, Chordata, Aves, Suliformes, Phalacrocoracidae. The record is from RefSeq and is a predicted model, not a curated record.